AUGGCAUCCAAGAUAACUUGGAUGUCUGAUGAUCCUAUUUGGUUUGAUCAGUGGCCCCUUACUCAGGAGAAGAUUAUAGCAGCUCAUACACUGAUUAAUGAGCAGAUGAUGGCAGGGCACCUAGAGCACUCUAGUACCCCAUGGAAUACCCCGAUUUUUGUAGUUAAAAUGUCAGGAAAAUGGAGAUUGCUCCAAGACUUGCAGGCAGUCAAUUGCACCGUGGAACCUAUGGGAGCACUACAACCAGGAUUGCCCAAUCCUGUAGCUAUUCCUUUACAGUUUUCUCUUAUGGUGAUUGAUUUAAAGGACUGUUUUUAUUAUUUUUUUUCUGCUCCUCUCCACCCUCAAGAUGAAAAACGUUUUACUUUUAGUUUACCCUCUAUUAAUAAUCAGGCCCCUAUGUGCCACUUCCAAUGGUGUUGUCUGCCACAGAGAAUGGCAAAUAGUCCAACCCUGUGCCAAGAGUCUGUGGCUGUAGCCGUUUUGUCAGUAGGACAGGCCUAUCCCUCUGCAUACCUUAUCCAUUACACGGAUGACAUUCUUCUAGCUCCUGAAUCCCCAUCCACCUUACAUCAAAUGUUUAUCCAAUUAGAUGAUGCUCUUCACCAUGCAGGUUUAGUGGUAGCCCCUGAAAAUGUGCAAACUAUGGCACCUUUGUCAUAUUUGGGUCGCCUUAUCCCACAGAGACAUAUUGUGUCCCAAACAGUUCAGAUCCAAGUUCAUCAUCUUACAACACUAAAUGAUUUCCAGGCUUUACUUGGUAAUAUUAAUUGCCUCCGCCCAGAUCUUAAGCUAACUAUUCAUGAUUUAAAUCCUUUAUUUGACAUUCUCAAGGGAGACCCGGCCCCUACUUCUCAAAGAAUACUUACACCAGAGGCUUAA
Molecule: messenger RNA, 882 nt
Organism: Chinchilla lanigera (long-tailed chinchilla)
Lineage: Eukaryota; Metazoa; Chordata; Mammalia; Rodentia; Chinchillidae
Product: endogenous retrovirus group K member 11 Pol protein-like
Biological process (GO): RNA-templated DNA biosynthetic process
Molecular function (GO): RNA-directed DNA polymerase activity; RNA stem-loop binding
Source: RefSeq, a predicted model, not a curated record